Messenger RNA from Acanthaster planci (crown-of-thorns starfish), 1798 nucleotides. Its product is annotated as meiosis expressed gene 1 protein homolog. Lineage: Eukaryota; Metazoa; Echinodermata; Asteroidea; Valvatida; Acanthasteridae. Gene Ontology annotation, cellular component: nucleus. The record is from RefSeq and is a predicted model, not a curated record.
ACUCGUCAAAACAACCCACAACAUGUUUGAAUGUUGGGCAACCAACCACGCGCGACCGGCCGUAGAACAUUAUAAACCGGUGAUCCGAUCGUUUAUGCCAUUCCUAGAGCCUUAACAACAAGGAAGAGGAUUUCAGUCAGAUUUUGUUGAGUCAUCUCUGAGAAAAACUACCGCUGACAACAGCCUACCAAUAUGGCAAGUCCUGUCGACUCAAUGAAACCCAAAUCAGUCCGUCGACCCAAACAUUGGUCUGAGGAGGUUGAAGAGGCCUACAGACUUCAACUGGCGGGCUACCGAGAUGCUGUGGAAUACAACGCAGUUAAGGGAGAGAUCGACAGAUGGCCAAACUCGGGCUACAUUAAGAAGCUUCAACGUAAGGAUGGCAAUUACUACUAUUACAACAAGGGCAGGGAGUGCCCUGAUAAAGAUGUCAACAAGAUUAAGCUGUACGGAUAUUAAAGUGUCAAAGCCAUAACGGCAGGCCGUUGUGUGCGGACAUGACCCAACUCUUGGACUCUAUGUGCUACAAACCACAAGACAUUUAUGAAUUUAACUGUUUGAAUGCCAAAAGUGAUUUCCAUUUUCAAAGUGUUUUGCCGUGGGAUUUCAUCACACAGUUGGUGCUGUUUCCAGAUUAUAACACCACUCUUUCAGUAAAUCUAAUCACAGGUCUCUUUUGUCCCUAAAAUAUUGUUUUUUUAAGAAAUUUGAUAUUUAAGUUUAUAUGUGUCUUUAGCAUUUAGGUAUAGAUGUGACUUGUCGUACAGAGAAUUUCAGGGUAUUUUGUAGAGUAAAUUACGCUGCCCAAAUAUAGUACGGAAAAAAUACAUUCAGUGGCCACAGAAAUGUGUGUGAGUUAAGCCAAAACUGUCAAUACAUGUGGUAAAUUUGUCCAGGUUGAUUACAAGUUCACUUUCUAGAGAUUUGUGCAUGCUUAAACAAUUAUCUUGCACAGAAUGCUGUGUGCUAGUGGUUUUCUGUAACAAGUAAAUCUUGAUCAGCCGUGCUAUGGCAAAAGCUGUCCUCAUAAUAUUGUCCAUUGUUUUACUAAAAGUAGCCCAACAUAUUUCCAAUCAGAUGUGAAGGAAUGAAGAAAUUACAACGCAGACUGGUGUCCCACCUUUAAUUGUUAAUGGAUGUUUUUAAUUAACUGAAAUCUAUUUCUGUUUGGUGUACAUAUUUUUAUAUGAACAUUUUUUGCACUGUUCUAGCUAAAAUAAAAUGCAAUCCUGCCUUAAAAAAACAUCUUUGAAAGUUUUGUGCCAUGCUCAUUGUAAUGUAUUGUAAUGCAUGUACCACGAUAUAGUGAUACAGUACGUUCAUAUGAAUGUUUAUAAAACACAGUUUGCAUAUCUUAGAACAGAAAUGUCCUUGUCUUUGGAAAAAAAUACACAAGUCUUUUGAGGUCCGUCUCCAUAAAAACAUUCUUUGAAGCACUGUUUCUCAUACAUGUAGUUUUACACAAAGUGCAUUUGUUUUGAAAAGACCUCAAGUCGUGUGUGGAUUAGGCCAUGUCAGGUGAAGAAAAAUGAAAAUGCAGCCAUGUGGAAAAGACCAAAGAAUAUGCAUUGCAUACAGAGUUUAUGUGUGAGCCUUUACUCAAGACGCGCAUGGCUUAUUGGUCACACGACACACAUGCACCCUGAGUAAAAGCUGUUAUUGUAGGUGCAUGUUGUAGGGGUACCCGAGUGCAUAUGCAAGUUGCUACAGCAUUUUUAUUAUUUUUUUUCGUUUUCAUCUGUGCAAAAUCUUUAUAAACUGCUGCUAAUUAUUUGUAAAUAAAAUUUCUAGAAAUGUU